This is a messenger RNA of Poecilia reticulata (guppy), 5052 nucleotides long. The record is from RefSeq and is a predicted model, not a curated record. Lineage: Eukaryota; Metazoa; Chordata; Actinopteri; Cyprinodontiformes; Poeciliidae.
GUAGGGGUGGGACACACAGAUCAUGUAAGACUUGGCGCUUCUGGCAAUUCUUCUGUCACUUUGACGACUUUUGCGACUGUUAGGUUUGGCUUUCUGGCAUCAUGGCUGCUGUGACUUGAGAUACCAGCACUCAGACAUUCUGGUUGGCAGUCGUCUGAUGAGCUGGUGUCCAUGAGGGGAAAAGUCAAUUCAUGCCAGCUGCUCUGUUUCUCAGCACUUCGCCAUCUGUUUUAUUGCUUUCUGGGGAAAAGUAAAGUCUGUUUCCGUUUUAAUUUAAAUAUAUAUUUUUUCUUUUAUCAUUUGGGAUGUUGUCAAAGUAAAGGUGUAAGAUAAAGAUUGACAUUGAAAACAUAGUCUAGAAUAAAUACAGUGCCAGUUAUGUCGAGGGAAGAAAAACCCAUAAAAUGAACUYGUCWUUMAUUUCUACAGCCUAAUCUCAAGAUUUAAAAAAACCCCAUUUCUAGUAACUUUCAUUAAAAACAAUUGACUUUUUGUUUUCCUGGGGUAUAAGUAUCAAUUAACAGUAUAGUUAGGCUUCAACAAGGACACAAGAACAAGCAAUGAAUCAGCAAGAAAAUAACUUGUCAUCUAAACUUCCUCAUAUCCACAAUCAGAGCAAAUUGCCGUGCCAUGUUUUCUUUUUUUUAUGUUAUAAAUUGGAGGGGGGAAAGGGGGAGCAGAGCGAUGGGCUCGCCCAGGGCCUGAGUCAAGUGAGAACCGCCACUGUUUUAAACACUGUAUCUGUGCUGGCCAAUCACAGGAGCUCAUUCAGUGACAAACUGAACGCCACUGGAAAUCAUUCCCAUGUGUGGCAAUAGAAACGAUAUGACUCCAUCCUUAGACCACAACAAACGGACCACUUUAACGCCAUUUACUGAUUCAGAGACGAGACACUGCCUGCCACAGACCUUUAUCCCUCUCCAGCCUGCACCAACUGGCUCCAGCUCUGAUCUUAUUACUGAACUGGUGUACCAUGAAGAGCUGCCCCACAGAGUGUGCCAACACACACCAGGCUACAAGUGUGAAGGCUCCUCGUCAGACUCUGCAGCUCUCCGUCUGACAGGGAGGACACAUCGGACAACUCAGGGAAACAUGUGCUGCUUCGUGGAGCGGAGUUGGUCAGAGCCAGAGAGGAACUGCAGAACAGGAAGCAGUAAAAAAUAUAACACAAUGCAAAUCACAGCUGCAAGCAUCAUGGUCUCUCUUAAACUCUCGUAUGUCAAAAAUAAUGUUUUUUUUUUUUAAUAAGACUUUUUUUUAUUGCUGUAAUGCAAAUUAAGAUUUUCCCAUAGAUUAUUGGGAGGAGGAAAAUUACCUAUCUUUUUAAAAUGAAAUAUAAAGAUGAAAAGAGUAUUAUUCUUUACUUGAAGUAUGUUGUUUUAUCAUAUUUUGAGGGAUGUCUCUCUUUUCCCCUCCACUAAAAAUAAACCUUUUGCAACUUAUUAAAGCUUGAAUUGGCAUUCGCAGCAUUUUUAUAUCUUCAAAGGUUAUACUUUUGGGUAAAAUAGGGGAAAAAAAGAACGUUCCCCCCAAAGGUUUUCAAAGCAUUCCCCAGAACAGAACAUUCUGAUUUUCAGAUCCGUCUGCUUCCUGAGUUUUGGUGCUGGGUUUGUUCUUAAAGGGAAAGAAGAACUGAAGCGCUCGAGAUGGAAAUCAUAAGUUAAUUUUUUUGUUGUUGUUGUUGUUAUUUAUUUAAGUAAGGGGGAUUCCGUCGUAAGAGUUUCUGAAUUUGAAUGCUAAAUCAUUAUCAUUAAUGUUUUUCACUAUAACCCGUGCACACGGUGGAUUAUAUAAUAUAUUACAAUGGCAUUAAAGUGACAGUGAGUUCUCCUUGACGCGGCCCUGUCCUUCCCCUUUAAAUCCAGACCCUCCGCCAUGUCGGCAUAGACAGCAGCUUCCUCUGCUUCUGCAUCCCCCGUCUCCCCCUCUCUGGCUACCACUUUCUGCCGCGUCAGCUACGUCUUUUUUCCUCUCUCUCCCCUCCCUGCCAUGCUCCGGGUUACCUCGCUGCUGCUUGCCCUGCUGUUCGUUCUGUUGCCGGGCUCGGGCUGGGGUUAUUUCCCGGAGGAGCGCUGGAGCCCCGAGUCGCCGCUCCUGGCUCCCAGGGUCGUCAUCGCGCUGGUCUGCCGCAACUCGGCCCACUCUCUGCCGCUGUUCCUCGGAGCCGUCGAGCGGCUGAACUACCCGAAGGACCGCUUAGCGCUGUGGGUGGCGACAGAUCACAACAUUGACAACACCACAGCUAUCCUGAGAGACUGGCUUAUCGUGGUGCAGAAUUACUACCAUUAUGUGGAGUGGCGACCUGAUGACGAAAACAGUGCCUUUGAGGAUGAAGUGGGGCCAAAACACUGGAAUAAUCUCCGAUAUGAACACGUGAUGAAACUUCGGCAGGCAGCGCUGGACACUGCCCGCGAGAUCUGGGCCGACUACCUCCUGAUGUCCGACUGUGACAACCUGCUCACCGACAGAGACGUGUUGUGGAAGCUGAUGAGGGAAAACAAGACCAUCGUCGCCCCCAUGCUGGAGUCUAGAGCUGCUUACUCCAACUUCUGGUGUGGGAUGACUUCGCAGGGUUACUACAAGCGCACCCCGGCCUACAUGCCCAUCCGCCGCCGGGAGCGCCGCGGCUGCUUCGCCGUGCCGAUGGUCCACUCCACCUACCUGGUGGAUCUGAGGAAAGAAGCAUCUAGUCAGCUGGCUUUCUACCCGCCACACCCCGAGUACAGCUGGGCGCUGGACGACGUCAUUAUCUUCGCUUACUCUGCUCGCAUGGCAGACGUGCAGAUGUACGUGUGCAACAGAGACACCUACGGGUAUUUCCCGGUGCCCAUGCGUUCCCAUGCUUCCAUGCAGGAUGAGAUGGAAAGCUUUCUGCACACUCACCUUGAGAUCAUGGUGAAUAAUCCUCCACUGGAGCCCUCCAGCUUCCUGUCUCUUCCUCCCAAGCAUCCAAACAAGAUGGGCUUUGAUGAGGUCUUCAUGAUAAAUCUGGUUCGUCGAGUCGACCGCCGCGAGCGAAUGCUGAGAACUUUGUACGAGCAGGAAAUCAGCUGUAAGGUCGUUGCCGCUGUGGAUGGCAAAGCUCUGAAUACGUCUGAUAUAGAUUCCAUGGAGAUUAAGAUGCUGCCGGGAUACAAAGACCCUUAUCACGGUCGGCCUCUCACCAAGGGCGAGCUGGGUUGUUUCCUCUCUCAUUACAACAUCUGGAAGGAGAUCGUGGACCGCGGCCUCCAGACGACCCUGGUGCUGGAGGACGACCUCCGCUUCGAGGUGUUCUUCAAACGCCGGCUCCAGGCACUGCUGCAGGAAGUGACCACACACAAACUGGACUGGGAUCUUAUAUACAUCGGACGGAAGCGGAUGCAGGUGGACCACCCGGAGAAGUCCGUCCCGAACGUCCACAACCUGGUGGAGGCCGACUACUCCUACUGGACGCUGGGCUACAUGCUGUCUCUGCAGGGAGCCCAGAAGCUCCUCAUGGCCGAGCCUCUGAGCAAGAUGCUCCCCGUCGACGAGUUCCUCCCGGUCAUGUACAACAAGCACCCCAUCUCGGAGUACAUGGCUCCCUUCGAGGAGCGGGACCUGCGGGCGUUUUCCGCCGAGCCGCUGCUGGUGUACCCGACCCAUUACACGGGGGAUGCGGGCUACAUCAGCGACACAGAGACAUCCGUGGUGUGGGACAACGAGACCGUCAAGACGGACUGGGACCGGGCCAGGUCGAGGAAGACGCAGGAGCAGGGCGAGCUGAGCUUCGAGGCGCAGAACUCGGACGUGCUGCAGUCCGAGCUGGAGAACGUGAGCGCGCGGGACGAGCUGUGAAGAAGAAGAAGAAAAGGGAGAAGUAGAGCUCCGAGGCACGGAGACAAGGGAGACUGAAAAAAGCUGUGAUGCAGAGAACAGAGGAAAGUAUGGAGGGAACAUGAUCAAAAACAGCCUGAGAGGCAGAGCUAAUGGAGGCUUAGUUCACCAGGGAAAAAACAGUUUCCUUAUAGAUUUCUCGCUCCACUAAUGGAUCUUUCUCCUGAGAGAUUAGAUGUCGAGUUAACUCUUGAAGAGUCUGCUAACACCUUUUGGUUUAUUUAUUGCAGUCGAUACAAAUGUCUUGCUUUAAGUGUGAUCCAGUUAUUUUAUUUAAUUUUUUUUGUACAUCAACUUUUCUGAAACUAAUGCAAACGUUCACUUAGACUUUCUGUGCAUCUGAAAAAGAAAACAAGGUUGCAUAUAUGCAAGUGGAUUAAUCGAUUAUUGGAUUAAUCAUCUAAAUUUGGCAUUUGAUCAGUCGGUAAAGGGAGUACACAGAUUUAAAAAAAGCCACUUGUUGAAAGAACAACAUGUUUGGGCAGUAAUGAACUGUAAAACAGAAUAUACAUUUUGCCUUUAAGAUGAAAAGAAAAACACUUUUUCAGUAAAUAUGUCCUGUGCAAAACUCCUGAUGUGGCAUUUUUAGCUUCGCCUGCUGCAAAUUCUAGUUUGCAACCUUAUCUUAUUGUUAAUAUAGGAGUAUAUUUUGGGUUAAAAUAAAUAAUUGGAUCACAUUUUAUUUUGCAUGGACUGACUCUGCAGCUCCUCGGGUGUUUAUGUUUGUCAGCUCCUGCAUGUCCACAAUCUGUGGCCUUUUAAACCAAAAAAUUUAGGUUUUUUUUUUUUUAUAAUUUUUUUUUUAAUUUUAGGUUUAAUGCAGAUGAUGGAAGCAAUAAAAAACAAAAACAAUUGUAGUUGACAAAAUAUGUUCAAUUGUUCCUGCUUUCUGUUUUGGAUGUAUCUUGUUAUGCCUGCCUGAGGUCCUGACACCAACGUUUCUCUGAGUGUCUCUUAUCGUCUUGUUUAAGGCAAACCUCAGACGUUUCUUUUGUUUUCAACGAUGAAUGUAUCUGAGUCUUUUCUUGCCAAAGAAACGUUUCCACAUUUKGACAGUAGCAGGUUUGAUUGUCUCUGUGUUUUUUGGGGGGGGGGGGUUCUGCUCUUGACCUUUUGCAGGAUUUAUUAGCAAACCAGCAGCUUGUGUUGCGUGUUUGUUUAAAUUUGCAAAUAUAGAUUUAAAAAAAAAACAAA